UUGGGCCCAUCUUCGUGCGCGCCCCGAAAACCACCUGAAGACCGAAUCACACGCGAACACAGCCGAACCGGGCGGCGAAGAAGUGGCAUGGCGAAGGUGCUGCUCAGCAGGAUGGCGAACGAGGUACUACCCUUCCUUCUUAGCUUUCUGGACUUUGCUUUCAGGCUCCUGGUGAUGUUUGCCCGAGCGCUCUGGCAGUCACGCCAGGAGGUGUAUCUUGCCAGAUUGGAGCUGGCCGAUGACCAAAGAGUACCACCAGCAGUUCUAGUCGACCAGGUCCCAGCGGUGCCCUGCGUCACCGCGGUCCGCCCAUCGGAGAUGUGGCCGGAUCCGCUGGAGGCGCUCUCGCAUUUGGAUGGCCUGGUGGAAGAGGUGGAUGAAGAGGAGAACCUCUCCAUUUUUGAGCUACAGACUUGGUGGAUGAGAGGCGGUUGCGCCCAGAAGUUGCAAGCCGAGCUGGAGUUGGAGAAGGUGGUGGAGAAGGUGCAAGGGCUUCUGAAACGACGUGCUCGGAUGGAUGUGAGUCUCUCCGAGGCUGGAGCUGCCAUCGCCGUCUUUGGGCCUCGCUCAGCGAUGCAGUUGGCCGCACCCCAGUUGAGAGUCGCUGGCCUCGAGGAGGAGCGACCGCGAACGCGGCCGAACACGCCGUCGACCGGCUUUUUUGGCCUGCACUGCAGCGUGCAAGAGGUCUGGGACCUCGCGAAGGAGCACUUGCUCUUCGAUGCGUUCGAGGCAGAGUGGCUGGAUUUGGCGUGUUCAACCCCGCCCAUACGGCAGUUGCUGAGGGAGCGGUUAAGAGAGGCAGUGCAAGGCACUGAGCUGCACGUCUUCAUGGAUUCCAAUCCUUGGGAGGAGACGACCUCGCAACAUGCUUGCCUCGAUUGGAUCGGCGAGCUGAACGCCGAGGCCUGGCGCCGCGCGGUGCGAAGCCUGUCGCGCUGCGCCGAGCUCGGAAUUCAGCUCUCCGCAGCGUUGAGCUGCGUCUUCUGGCUGCCAAAGGAUGCAGCCCAACACGGCAAUUCUUUGCGAGGACUUCUCGCCCCACGUCAAAUGAGCCUUGUGACGCAGGAUGAUCGCAUUGAGCUGGCCCUUGAGAUGGAUGGCUUCGAGGACUUUGCCGCCUCGAUCUCCAGAGUCCUUUCUGGACGCGGGGAGCGGGAAGCGGGUGAGGCUUGACCUCAAGCUGAGUGGAUCGAGUGGCGGGGAGGGAGUAGAUCGGGUUCAGUGUUAUUAAAUGAGUUUUUUGAAGGCAAUCCUUUUUUAGAGGGGGGGUUCAGAUAUGUUUUGAUGCUUACCCCUUACCCCUUUACAGUAACUUGGCAAAGAGAACACGGUCCUUGGACUCAUUGAUGGUUUUCCAGGGUGCUCCCUGGAUGGCUUUGACAUGUUGAACAGCCCUGUUGCUGGGGUAAGCAGAGUGUUGGGCGAUGAUCUUCCAGGAACACUGGGUCAUGGAUACAGGUUACGGGAUCAACAGAUAAACACUACUACGAGACUAGGGAUAGUUCACAUCCGGGUUUUCCUGGUGUUUGCCUAUUUACUGCAGCGCUGUCCAAAUUUGGAGUCAACAUUAUGAACACAAAAAUGAUCA
Durusdinium trenchii is the source of this 1591-nucleotide messenger RNA. Lineage: Eukaryota; Dinophyceae; Suessiales; Symbiodiniaceae. The record is from the annotation of a GenBank genome assembly.